CUAUAAAAGGGGAAGUCCUUGUAUGGAUAUCCAAGCACAACAUACCAUCUAUAGCUAGCAUCUUAAAUUUCUAAUUUUGUUUCAUUGUUCUUCAAAUCAUUCAAAAGAACAUUAUGGUGUCUAAAGUAGAAGAAGCAAUGAAGAAGAACAAGCAACAACAAUCACAACAACACAAUCAACAACAACAAAAACAAAUUCAAUGCAACAAAGGAAAAGCUGGAAAGUUCAAAAGGAGUAGUUCCAAUGUGGAAGAGGAUGGUCUUUCUUCUGCAAUUCUUUUUCUAGCUUGCAUAGCUUGUGCUCCUUCCUAUGGAUAGCACUCACAAUUCAAUAAUGCAUUCCUUAAUUAAUUAUCAUUUCCUAGCUCAUCUUCAUCUCUUAUCUUCUUCACACCUCUCAUUAAUUAGAAAAUUAGAUUAAUUACAUUCAAUUAUCUCUUUGGUUUUUUUUUUUUUUCAGCACUUAAUUAUCUCUCGAAUUUGCAUCUUGUCUAUAAACUAUGGUCUUAGAAAUUAUAGUAUAGCCUUUAAAGUUUAAACAAUAUAUAGUUUCAUGUCAUUAUUAUUAUUAUUUCUUAGUAAGUGUACCCUUAAUAAUUCAGUAUUAAUUGUAAUUCAUUUGUGCAACAUCUCUAUUUCA
Molecule: messenger RNA, 639 nt
Organism: Medicago truncatula (barrel medic)
Lineage: Eukaryota; Viridiplantae; Streptophyta; Magnoliopsida; Fabales; Fabaceae
Exons: 1
Coding region: 114-317 (67 amino acids)
Source: RefSeq, a predicted model, not a curated record